AUGAUAUCUCCUCUUCAUGCCCUGAUCGUCGGCAUUAACACCUACCCCGACGAAUUACUCGGAAACCUCUCCUGCGCAGUGAACGAUGCUCGAGCGUUCAGCACGUUCCUGCAAUCUCACCUGCACGUCUCGCCGACACGAAUUCACCUCCUUCUCGACAAACACGCGACUCAUGACGGCAUCAUCGCCAACUUCCGUCAGCAUCUGACUCACAACCCCAGCAUCGCUUUCGGCGACCCUAUCAUAUUCUACUAUGCCGGCCAUGGAUCUCAGUAUCCAUCGCUUCCGUCAUGGAGCACUGACGAUGGACAGUUUGAGGCGAUAUGCCCUACCGAUCGUGGAACGGUGGACCCUAAAACUCUCGCCAUGAUAACCGACAUAGGCGACUACACGCUGGGCAACCUGCUGCUCGAGCUCAGCAAGGCCAAGGGUGACAACAUCACCGUCAUCAUGGACUGCUGCCACUCUGGUAGCGGCACGCGCGCACCUGUGGAAUUCAGACCACGCCUGGCGCCACCCCUUGAGAACGAAGCGGCGGUACUUGCGAUGCUCCGGGAAAGCUCCGUGCUAGGAAUCGAAAAUCAAGACGAGCUCGACAAUACUACGCGGCAUUCCCGCCCUAUCUCCUUCAAGCAUUCGAGCCUGGCGACGCACGUCCUCCUGGCGGCAUGCCUCCAAGGCGAGCUCGCAUACGAGCACGACGACGGUUCCUCAGGCCUCUUCACCUCCGCGCUCAUCGCCACUCUGAGCGCCGCGCACCUGCCACGGCUCACGUAUGCGAUUCUGACCGCUUCGCUGAACAUUCAGCGGCGCAUCCAACAUCCGCAGUGCGAGGGUCGGCACAAGCACCGCGCGCUGUUCAACGGCCGCGCAUUCGGCGCCAACAGGCGCCUCGUUCCGCUCGGCACGCCCAUCCAUGAGCCAGGAGGGAACGAACAGAAACCGAUCUUACGUGUCGAGGCAGGCGCGAUGCACGGGGUCGUGCCGGGCACCGUCUUCGCGGUGUACCCGCACAAGUUCUGCGUCGGCGAGGCCCCACACGCACGCGUCGUCGCACGGGACGUGCAUGCGGUCUGGUCAUCCGUCGUCCCGCUGAGCCUCGACGAGGCUGCGCCAGGGGCCUACGCGGGCGUCCUGCUCUGGGCAAACGAUCGAAAUCCUGUCUCGAUCGCGAGCGGUGGUGCGAUCGAGUCGAAGAGGCUGGUGAACGACAUCGUGAAGCAGGGAAGGGAGGAGGGACUCGAGGUCGCCGUGGAGGAAGUCAGCGGCGAGGAGGUCCAGGGCGAGAGGCGCGUCGUGCUGAUUGUGUCUCUCAAGGAGCAUGAGAUUACCGUGGAGAGACGUAAUCUGGAAAUCCCUACGCCCCGCGUGUCCUGGCCCAUUCGCUUGCCGGGCGAUGCGCUUGCGGCGCUCAAUCGCGUCGCGCGAUUCGAGAUGCACCUGCGCAGGCAUAACCCAGCGCGCCCGCUCGGGGACAGCGUGACCAUGCGAUUCUGCCGCCUCGGCGCAGGACGCACCAACCCACUCGGAAGCGACGGACACCUGCGCAUAGGGGACGACAAGACGGAGUACGCCAUUCUCCUGGAGAACCACUCGACGCGGGACCUGUGGGUCUCGCUGCACUACUUUGACCCCGCAGAGUACAGCGUGCACUGCAUGUACGCGCCGCCGUCGGCGACGAUGCGCGCGCCACUACGUGCGGGGCAGCAGUUAGCGUUGGGCGAGGGGAGCUCGGGGGUCGAGCCGUUUCAGUUCGUGCUGCGCGAUAAUGAGAAGGAGGACUCGGGGUGGGUGAAGGCUUGGCUGUCGGACGAGUAUGCAGACCUAGCGAUGAUGGAAGAACUGGAGGGCGAGGCGGAGGAGAUGGAUUUCGACGCUGGCAGUACGGCAGGGACGCGGGCGGCUGGCGCGAGCUCGGUGGGCGGGGUGUGGGACACGCUGACUGCGAUGGUCACAAUUUCGGAGGUAACCUGAGGGGCGACAGCGCGGUUCAUGUGGGCUGGGAUCGCGAACGUCGGGACAGUGGCGUCGAGAAAUGAGCACCUGUUUCAAAAACUCAGGAGACAUUGUACGUAAAUUUCGCGUGUGAUUGCCUGGUGUCGUGAAGACGUACAACGCUACUUUUGCGUGCUU
Molecule: messenger RNA, 2133 nt
Organism: Heterobasidion irregulare TC 32-1
Lineage: Eukaryota; Fungi; Basidiomycota; Agaricomycetes; Russulales; Bondarzewiaceae
Exons: 1
Coding region: 1-1974 (657 amino acids)
Biological process (GO): proteolysis
Molecular function (GO): cysteine-type endopeptidase activity
Source: RefSeq, a predicted model, not a curated record